UCAGGAUCAUGACGGGCAAGUUACAUUGUCCAGCGGUAUUCAACAAUGGACUGUGCCACACACUGGCGAAUACAGAAUUGAAGCAAUAGGAGCCUCAGGGGGGUACGGUGAGGACAGUAUCAUCAAGAACGGUGGAAGAGGGGCACGAAUGAUUGGAAACUUUAUUUUGACCAAAGAUGACAUCAUUCAUAUACUUGUUGGUCAAAAAGGGAAAAAAGGGAAGCAUAGCUUUAAAACUGCUGGAGGUGGUGGAGGUACAUUUGUUGUGAGACGAAACAACACGCCUUUAAUCAUAGCUGGAGGUGGAGGGGGAAUCAAAAAUAUGUCAGAACAACAUCCGGCAUGUGAUGCGUCCAUAAACACCACAGGGAAUGCAGGGAACAACUCGCCACUGGGAUCAGGUGGAAUAGAAGGACAAGGAGGACUUACUAAUGGUGUGAAUUCUGGUGGUGGUGGUGGUGGCUUCCAUAGUAAUGGACAUAAUGCAACGAGCUCUAGUAAAGGAGGGGGAAGAGGAGGUUCAGGAUAUCUUCAGGGGGGAGAGGGUGGAAAGUUUUCUGGUGGGUUCGGAGGUGGCGGUGGUUUACGUUCAUCGAACAAGGGACCGGGCGGUGGUGGUGGUUACACUGGGGGAAGUGGCGGGGUUAAAGAGGAUAUUUCCUGUGGGGGAGGGGGAGGAUCUUUUAACAAUGGAACAAAUCAACAAAAUGAAUGUUGCCGUAAUAGCGUCGGUCAUGGUUUGGUAAACAUUACAUUUCUCCAAUGAAGAGCCCAUAGCAACUCUUGUUAACGUGCACACAAAAAAGUUGUGGGUCAGUUCUUCAUAUUCUUGUGCAUUUAAAUCACCAUAUUUCCUCGAAUAAGCACCCGGGCUCUUAUUUAAAAGCGGGGGAGGGAGGGGGCGCUCACUAAGAAACUAUAUAUAAAUGGAAAUAAAUACAGGUUUUCCUCGUAUCCAAACUGUUUGACAAAGUGAGAAAAAAUGCUUGUU
Messenger RNA from Pocillopora damicornis (cauliflower coral), 991 nucleotides. RefSeq lists its product as uncharacterized. The record is from RefSeq and is a predicted model, not a curated record. Gene Ontology annotation, molecular function: calcium ion binding. Lineage: Eukaryota; Metazoa; Cnidaria; Anthozoa; Scleractinia; Pocilloporidae.